UCUUCUUGUCUUCCCGCUGCAGCCCGAGAGAAAAAAAAAAAGAGGAACCCAGCCAUGCCUUGCAAAACCGGUGAGAAAGCUUGGAGAUUUCUCCUUCCUUCUUGCUCUAGAACCUGAAUUGGAACCCAGAAAUUCUCCCCCCUGCAUGAAGCUUUCGGAUCUGCCUUGCUCUGCUCCUCACCGUCCGGCUGCUCCUGCUUUGUGGGUGUGAUUUGUUCGGUUUUUUGCUUGCCGCCGGCCUCUUCCCCCCCUGCAGCUCCGGUUUUAGCUGGAGAAUUCUGGUUCCCGAUCGUUCUGUCAGUUAGUGCGUGACUUGAGUGCUCGGUUUUAUGUGAGUGAGGUAAGUAAAUUUAUGGUAAUGCCCGUACUAUUUUAAAAGCAUGUGUUGAUUUGUUUUUUGAAGUGGUGGCGGGACUAAACUCGUUUUACACAAGUAUGACUGAUUUGAAGUGAAAUGUUUUAUGCUUUUCAUUAAAUUGAGCAUGCCUACUUGAAAUUUAAGUGACUGUCCUGAUGAUCUGAAAGUGAUUGUGAAUCGUGAUUUUCCUGUUAACUUCUGCCUGUUUUGUCUCCGAUGUGGUCAUGUUAUUCUUGACCCCGCUAGUGGGGGAGGUUACAAACGCUAGCACAUGUCGACAUGUUCGUGAUAGGACCGGUUCGCUCUUGGCCCUACUAGUGGGGAUUAUACACUAGUACUGUUUGCCUACCAGUGGGAACUGGCCAUGACCUAUAGAGGAGACGUCUAUUUCGUGCCUGUCCUGUAUCCGUUUUUGUGAUUGUACUUGUUGGCAUGCUUUAAGUUUGAUAAGGGGCACUCCAUAUUUACUUACUGAGUUUAUCUCAUAGUUUUCCUUGUCCACCAUUUCAGGAAGUAAAACCGAGGACGGGGAAACCACGGGAAGUGACGAGUUAGAAAGCUAGUCAUUUCGAGAUUGAGCAUAGAUUUAGAAAUAAAUCAUGAUCUUGUAUUUGGAGAUUUAAAUUGGAGAUUUAUGAUAUCAGAGAGUUUAUAAAAUUUGAUCUUCAGAUUUUGGUGGUAUCAGAGUACAGUAUGAUAAGUUCCGAGCCUUGUGCAUUUGUGGGACCCUUUCACGAGUGCACGGUGUCUGUCGCGUCUCGAAAUCGGGUUUUGGGGCGUGACAAUGAUUGUUUGCCGUGAGGGAUUUUUGGGUAACUAGUUUCUUUUUUUGUUAUAUGAUUGUUUGCCAAGAUAUUUUCAAAUUGCAGGUUGUUGGGAGAGAUUUUUGGACAAUUGAGUUCAAUGAAUUGAACUGGAUUCU
Rubroshorea leprosula is the source of this 1280-nucleotide messenger RNA. Lineage: Eukaryota; Viridiplantae; Streptophyta; Magnoliopsida; Malvales; Dipterocarpaceae. The record is from the annotation of a GenBank genome assembly.